AUGAGUGUGAUCCCGUCUUGUCUCCUUGACUUCCAGCAUUACUGCACAUCAAAGGGAGGCCAUCUUGUGCACGUCAACAACGCCAAUGAAAACAACUUCAUACGAGACGUUAUCAUGCAUCAAGCCCCAACGGCACACUGGUGGCUAGGAGCGAACGAUGAUACGACAGAGGGAGUAUGGCAGUGGGUAGAUGAUGACUCCUCGCUUCAAUUUAAUGACUUUUGGCCAGGAAUGCCGGAUGGUGAUGGGGACUGCGCGUUUUACAGCCACGGUGGAGACUACAAGUGGGAUGACGCCAACUGCCAGUUGGCUUACAACGGCAUCUGUGAACUAAAGAUUCAGAAGGAAUGUGCUCCUAUCAUCGGCUGAACACGUCAACAGUCAAAGAAGUACGGAUGAAGUUGAACACUCCGUUGAAUAUUUGCUUCAUAACCUGAGUAAUUACUUUUAAAGGGUUUCACCCUUGCAUACGUAGAAACGCUUGAUUUUUUAAAAUAGGUUAUAAAAAUAUACUGUAGAUUCUUG
Messenger RNA from Mya arenaria, 525 nucleotides. RefSeq names its product C-type lectin domain family 10 member A-like. The transcript has 4 exons. The coding region runs from base 1 to 369 and encodes 122 amino acids. NCBI's taxonomy places the organism in Eukaryota, Metazoa, Mollusca, Bivalvia, Myida, Myidae. The record is from RefSeq and is a predicted model, not a curated record.